Magnolia sinica is the source of this 1951-nucleotide messenger RNA. RefSeq names its product vegetative cell wall protein gp1-like. The coding region runs from base 283 to 1539 and encodes 418 amino acids. Lineage: Eukaryota; Viridiplantae; Streptophyta; Magnoliopsida; Magnoliales; Magnoliaceae. The transcript is spliced from 2 exons. The record is from RefSeq and is a predicted model, not a curated record.
CCCCUUUUUUUAAUCUUAAUUAAAAUGUACUAGCUGAAAAUUUAUGAGACUCGGUUGAGUUACCGGGUUGACUCGUCCGAGUCAUGACUCAUUGGUCAACUGAACUGAGUCCCGAGUUUCGAGUUUUCAAACAAUGACGUAAAUAGUCACGGACGACCUUCACAUUUUUUGGACUACAUAUAAUGUAAGAUGUUUCAGAGGUCCUCUGUCUUGUACUUGUUUUAGAAGCUUUUAUUUUUUGUUUUCCAAUUUUGCCCCUCUUCAGUCCCUUCUACGGAAACCAUGAAUCCAACCAUUCUACUUGUGGUUGUUGCAGCUUUGUUUGUGAGUACUUUUGCAAAUGAACCAAAGCCAAGGGUCAUUGUAGCAGGCGCUGUCUUCUGUGGCACUUGCUCCACCAACACCUCUUUGCACAGCUACUUCUUGCAAGGGGUGGAAGUGAAUGUAGUAUGCAAUUUCAAAGCAAACACAACAACAACAGAAUCCCUCUCCUUAUCUGCAAACAAAACAACCAACAGAUUCGGAGUCUACGAAUUCGAAUUCCAGCCGCCCGUUGAUCGAUUCAAAUGCAAAGAAGGCCACACAAACGCGCCAUUUUGCAAAGCGAGCUUGCUCCGAAGUCCAUCUCCCUUGUGCAAUGUACCUGGCCUAAAGAUCUCAACAGAACACAUUGCAAUCAAAUCCAAACAGGCCAACCAAUGCAUUUACAGCUUGAAUGCAUUGAUUUACAAUCCACCCAAAAUAGAUUUUUCUCUUUGUGGAUCUUCCAAAGAUACAUUUUCAAGCUCUUUCAAUGACUCAAAGUUCUUUUUUCCGCCUUUCGGAUUUCCAUUUCCUCCGUUUGGUUUCCCUUUUCCCAAUUUGCCACCGCUUCCUCAGUUCUCACCAUUGUCGCCAUUUCCUCAGUUUCCACCGUUGCCAACAUUACCUCCAUUGCCACCAUUUCCUCAGUUUCCACCAUUGCCGCCAUUUCCGCCUCUACCACCAUUGCCGCCAUCUCCUCCAUUGCCACCAUUUCCUCCAUUGCCACCACUUCCGCCUCUACCACCAUUGCCGCCAUCUCCUCCAUUGCCACCAUUUCCGCCUCUACCACCAUUGCCGCCAUUUACUCCAUUGCCGCCAUUUCCGCCUCUACCACAAUUGCCGCCAUCUCCUCCAUUGCCACCAUUUCCGCCUCUGCCACCAUUGCCGCCAUUUCCUCCAUUGCCACCAUUGCCGCCACUUACUCCAUUGCCGCCACUUACUCCAUUGCCGCCAUUUACACCAUUGCCGCCAUUACCUCCCGCCAUUUCCUCCAUUGCCACCAUUUCCGCCUCUACCACCAUUGCCGCCUCUACCACCAUUGCCGCCAUUUCCUCCAUUGCCGCCAUUUCCUCCAUUGCCACCAUUUCCGCCUCUACCACCAUUUCCUCAAUUGCCACCUUGGCCUUCAUUGCCUUUCCCUUUCAAUCUCUCUCCACCACCAUUUCCAAAGCCGCCGGCAUUGCUUUUCUCAUUCCCGCCUUUGCCGCCAUUUCUGUCGGCUCCACCUCUGUUUAGAUCGUCUCCUCCACCCCCUGCCUUUUCUCUGAGAGACCCAAGAUCUUGGUUUCCUUUUCGGCCUCCAUCUCCUCCUGGUGGCAGCCCGCAGACCCAGAACCCAUGAUUACCAUUUGUACAAGUUGGGCCGCGUUUGGAUGCACUAUCGAAUUGAAUUGCAAUUCUACUUCAAAUUCAAUGGGUGGGCAUGACCAAAUUGUAACAUUACCAAUUACGUUGUUUUUCUAUUGUAAAUUGAGGGCUACUUCAAUUACCAUUUGGUCAUUUCCUCUUUAUUGGACUAAUUAUUGCAAUUGGAUUCGGUAGCACAUCCAAACGCGGCCUCAGUUUGAAUUAGAUUGCUGGUAUUGUCUAUGUAAUGUUAUUACAGUAUACAGUGAGUUUCAUGCUUUGGUAAAAUCUUCUUUUACAA